ACCAGGUUCUUUGAGUUCAACAGUUUGGGAAAUUCCAGCUUUGUUUGCAGAGAACCCCUGUUCGGGCCGGGCCGGGCACUCUGCAUUGAAGUCUAGACGUUCACGCCCGUAGAGGUCUACGCUCGCCAGAAGUAGCAGGUGGACCUGAGUUCGUGACGUCCGCCGUGCACUACUGGAACGAAUUAAAAAAAAGAAGAAUUUUCUCAACCCAUGAGAUUGUUAUUGAUAGGAAAAGCAAACCAGAUCGGCAUACUAGUGGUGCGUGGGACGUGAUAGAUACAUGAAGGCAAGGUGAAGCUUGUGACCGACUAUAAAAUUAAACCCCGGAGCAUACGAUUAUGGAGCAAAGGAGUCGUGCUGCCAUCAAUCAUUGACAGUCCCGAUUUGGGUUGAGCAUUCCAAAAAAGACUGGUCUGCCAAUGACGACAUAAAGAGCAGCGAAACCGCAUGAUGACGACACAAUGACGUCAUAACGAUGGAGAAUAUCGUGUCGCAGGUGGACGAGGUGGAGGCCCUUCAGGCCAUCCUGUGCGGGGACGGAGAGAUGCGCGUACGCACGCCGCAACGCCUGGCCACGAUGCAGUCCAUUGCAGCGCACGACGGCAGCUCGGAACGCAACACACAUGCUCAGUAUGAUGACGUAUCCGAUGACCCUGAUCCCUUGAUUUUGGAGGUCAAUAUCUGCCUGGAGGACCGUGUAGCUAUGGAGAGAGGUACCGGUACCUGUAGUAGUACAGCGUCCCCUAUACGUGUUCAGCUAGUGGUGACCUUGCCUGCGGGCUACCCGGGGGAAAGUCCCCUGGUCAGCGUGUCAUCGUCGUCGUCGCGACUGAGCCGCGAGUCGUGUGCGCGUCUCAGGUCGACGUGCCGCGCCCUCUGCUCGCAGCUGAUCGGUCAGUGCGUAGUCAUGGAGAUGGUGCAGCACGCACGCGACAGCGCCAGCGACAUCAUCGGCGAGGAGGCCUGCUCUGCACGGUCGUCAGUUUCCGAUAGCUGUCCCGCCGCAAACACGUCCAAUGAGCAGGCACUCUAUCACGGCUUGCUUCACGUUGAUCACAUGCACGCACGCAACAGCUACUGCAAGACGCUUCGCAGCUGGUGUCGAGAGCUCGGUAUCACCGGGUCGGUACUCUUCAUGGGCCGUCUUAUCCUUGUUGUGGUCGAGUCUGAUUCCAUUGAUAGUCUGAACACGUACAUUCGUUGGCAUAGAACUCGUCCGGUGGAUGUGGACACGUCUGGGCGUACGUGCAAGGAGCACUGCUUGAAGAUGUUGCAACCGCCCACCUGUUAUAGCCGGGCUGAUGGUGACGGUGUGCGGCGUAGAUUCGACUCGUUCACCGUUGUGGAAGUUCAGUCCCGAAAGGAGCUAGAGAAGAUCUUCAUUGACAGACAGCUGGAAGAACUUGCAGCUUUGAUCCCGUUUGGGUCAUGAGCCUCCAUUAUCGUGCACAUGUAUGUGAAUGUGUGACAAUGAGUUUUUAUGUUUCGAUUCAGUCAGUUAAUUUUCUUAAAAAGGCGGCGUGGAGACAAGAAAUCUAAUAUCGAUAGAAAUAACGUGAGCGCACUCAUACCACGACACCAAUGGAAUAGUAUUGAAGCAUUUGAACGUCGUUUUCUUGUGAUUAUCAUCGGAUAUCGUCAUCCCCAUGAGAGUUGGACUACAAAGGAAAGAUUUGUAUGGCACCAUGAAGUGAACAUUAUUAUCUAAAACUAAUACAAGAAUGAUGACGAUUUCUGCUGACAAAUCACAUGAAAACGACGUUCGAAUCUUAGAAUAUUGUUCCAUCGGUGUCAUGGCAUGAGUGCGCUCACUUUACUUCGUAGUAUCGAUAUUUUUUCUGGUAAAUAUUUGACCUGUAUAC
Messenger RNA from Sycon ciliatum, 1862 nucleotides. RefSeq names its product RWD domain-containing protein 3-like. Gene Ontology annotation, biological process: positive regulation of protein sumoylation; positive regulation of hypoxia-inducible factor-1alpha signaling pathway. The coding region runs from base 476 to 1432 and encodes 318 amino acids. The record is from RefSeq and is a predicted model, not a curated record. Gene Ontology annotation, molecular function: protein binding. The transcript has 2 exons. NCBI's taxonomy places the organism in Eukaryota, Metazoa, Porifera, Calcarea, Leucosolenida, Sycettidae.